Messenger RNA from Fusarium redolens, 1617 nucleotides. RefSeq lists its product as uncharacterized. The coding region runs from base 1 to 1617 and encodes 538 amino acids. The record is from RefSeq and is a predicted model, not a curated record. Lineage: Eukaryota; Fungi; Ascomycota; Sordariomycetes; Hypocreales; Nectriaceae. The transcript has 2 exons.
AUGGCGGCAACUCGUACUGACCAACAAAUCUCUCCUGCAUCAUGGUCGUCAUUGCAGCAAUUUACAACGUCUCUGAUCUCAGCGACAAUGUCGGUUUUGCUCAAUUACCUACCCUUCUCCAAGAAGGAAGAGCAACGUUCUUUACCGGAUAUUAUUGAGUCAGAUGACAUCAUUCCAGUGCACUUGUUUGACGACACUGCAGCCGCGCGGGGAAUCGUACUAGUAUGGACUUUGCAGUUCGAAGACAUAUUGAACCCUCAUAAGUUGAACGAUGCUCUUUCAAAUCUCUUCCAAAUGGACGGGUGGCGGAGAUUAGGUGGAAGAUUUCGGCAAAGGCCAGAUGGAGGGCUCGAGAUACACGUUCCGAGAGAAUUCUCAGAAGAACGACCAGCUGUGUAUUUCACCCAAGAAAAAUUUGAAACUCCAAUGUCAGAACAUCCGCUGGCCUCAAGAUUACCCAAACCCACGGGAAGGAUCUCAACUCAUACCGGACCGAAAGAAUUCUGUGCCCUUGGACUUCGCCCCGAAACGCCUCGCAACAUGGACGACUUUGUUCAUUCCGACAUACCUCAAUUCUGUCUCCAUGUCCAGACUUUCACUGACGGGACUCUUGUCAACUUGACGUUUUCUCAUGUGACGACCGACCUGAUGGGGCUGUCUGCCAUAUUCGAGGCUUGGAGCCAGGUCUUGGCUGGGAAGCUAGAAGCUGUUAUCCCCAUGCCAGGAUACCGAAAGGAUGUUUUUGACGACAUGCUCAAGUCCCCACCAAGGGAACGUCAUGUUCUUGCAAAUAAGAUUCUUGAUGGCUGGCGUUUCAAAAUAUGGGGCUUGCGGAGCUUGUACGAAUCGUGGAGAUCCGGCAACAUUCAGUCGCGGACCCUGUGUAUCCCAAAAGAUACAGUUAGCAGGAUGAUGCAGCAAGCUAGAGGUCACCUGGAAGAGGAAACAACAAAUGGAAAACCAUUCAUCAGCGAGGGGGAUGUCUUCGCCGCUCUUUCUUGCCUCAUGCUGGCCAAGUAUCAAGGUCGGGGCACCAGUCGGGAGCUGGCAACCAUCAUGGCCGUCGACCCUCGAAGUCGAGCCCGAUCGGUUUUCUUGCCAGACAAGGCGUACGUGCAGAACUCUCCUACCAAUGCGUUUGUAUUUUGUCGUGCCAGUGAAAUAUUGGACCUGCCUCUGGGGAAACUUGCUCUUCAAGUGCGAGAGGCCAUACAAUCACAAACUACAGAAGAACAGCUCAAAGCAUCAACAGAACUCUCACUAGAGUCUAUGAAGACAAACAAUAUGCCUGUCGUCUUUGGAAGCACGAACAUGGCUGCCCAGUUCAUGUCAAAUUGGACCAAGGGAAAUCUUGCUGAGAAGAUGGACUUUAGCCCAGCGAUAGAACAGGAGGUAAGCCCUGAGACUAGAAAGGGGAAGAGGGGACAUCCUGUGUAUUAUCAAGCUUCUGAUCCCGGGCACAAUACUGUCUCAGCUAUAUCUAGUGUGUUUGUGGUGGUCGGUAAGGACUGUGAAGGGAACACUUGGUUUUCCAACUCGCUACCGCAGGAGAUGUGGACAGACUUGAUGGAAUACCUUGAGCAGCUCAGCCAUGUUGGUAGAGCGUCCAAACUUUGA